Molecule: messenger RNA, 2137 nt
Organism: Panonychus citri (citrus red mite)
Lineage: Eukaryota; Metazoa; Arthropoda; Arachnida; Trombidiformes; Tetranychidae
Product: ubiquitin-like protein 7
Exons: 2
Coding region: 648-2063 (471 amino acids)
Biological process (GO): ubiquitin-dependent protein catabolic process
Cellular component (GO): cytosol
Molecular function (GO): polyubiquitin modification-dependent protein binding
Source: RefSeq, a predicted model, not a curated record
ACCCGAUGAACCAGUUUUCGUUUUGUUUACCAUUUUUCAAGCUGAUUUUCUGGUUCUAAUCUCUGGUUACCUCAAUCUCAUGAUUGAAUAAAGAAAUAAAUAAAUAAAUUAUCAGGUAAAUCAACAAAUUACCAACGUCAGUGACCAUCAUCAUCAUCAUCAUCUCUCCAUUGAUGUAAUACAAAAUGGAUUCAACAAUUUUCCCGUAAUCUUAAUGAGCCUUUUUACGGUUUUCAUCCAUCUCUCAAUUUACUUUAAUCACUUUAAUCUAUUGAAUUACAAUUAAAUUCAAUCUUCAGAUAACUCGGGACAUUGACAAUUAAGGCAAAAUUCCAAGUAAUUGAUGAAACAUUUUCUUUUGCAUCACCAAUUUAAAAGAUGCGCCUUCAUCCAUAGUCAAUGAACUUGCUCUUUCUUUUUCUUUCUUUUCUCUCUCUUUUCUUUCUUUCUUUUCUCUUAUCCUUCUCUUACCUUAACAAGAAUGAUUUUGAUAAAAACGUAAACAUUGCUAUUGGAUUUUUCUCUUCUCUAUCUCUCAUUUUUUUUUCUAUUUUAAUUGUUAUCCCCAUUUGAUAAAUUCUUCAUUUUUAUUCUACAAUUUUCUCACUCUACUGGUUUACAGUUUUAAUAAUUUUGUGUCUAAAAUAAUGUUAACCCUCUAUGUUUGCUCUAAAACUGUUUCUCUAACCUCUAAUGAAACCGUUAAAUUGGAUCUUACACAACAAGAUGAUUCUUGUAAUGAUAAUAAUAAGUUGACUGUUGAUAAUUUAAUGGUUGCCAUUAAAGAGAAACUUUCACUUACUGGUUCCAUUGAAGACUAUCAAUUGGUUUGUUAUGGUAAAAAAUUGAAAGGUGAUAAACAAUUGUCUCAUUAUGGAAUUAAAAGUAAUGCUGUUGUUCACCUAUUUCUUAAAAGUAUUGAAGAGCGAACUUCUGAUAGAAAAAUGGACGAUUCUGAUUCUAAAGGUAAAGGAAAAAAAGCUAAAUUUGAAAAUUCACCUAUGGAAAUGGAGGUGGAACUUCAUACUAUGGCAAUCGCUUCUAAAACUGCUCUUAUGAAUAAAAGCUUCCGUCAAAUGUUAUCCCGUCUCCUUGAGGCCGAUUUCCGUAAUAAUCUAAUCCAAUGUACUCCAGGCCUUAAAGACGAUCUUAUUGCAAUUGCUGCUCUUCAUGAUGCUGAACUUUUAUCCAUGUUAUUAGAUUCACCAACCAUUAAAAAGGUUUUAGAUAAACAUCCAGCAAUUUUAGAAGCAGCUACUCAUCUAGCAACUGCUUUUCAUGAAGAAAACGCUACAUCCGGUGGUCGUGUCUUACCUUCAGCUAUGGCUGUUGAUUCAUCACAAUUUAUCUCCUAUUCAUUGGAUGAUUUAUCUGAAGAUGAUGAUAUGACUGGUGGGGUGGAUGCACCUCCACCAAAUGGUCAACAUGUAAGGUCACCAACAACAGUCUCGGCCUUUGCUGAUCUAAUUCAACAAGCAAUUUACGCCAGAAGAGGAAGAGCAGGAGAGCCCGGAGGAUCACAACAAAGUUCAUCUUCGCAUCCACCAACUCCAUCCUCAAUUUCAUUACCCCCUUUCCAUACAACACCCCAACUAUUACAGCAAUUUCAAUUAGCACAAUUACAAGCACACCACCAACAUCAGCAGCAACAACAACAACAACAACAACAACAAUCAUCUCAACAACAAACUCAACAACCUCCUCAAGUUGGUAAUAACAGUGGAAUCAUUGAUUUUGAAAUGUUACGACGUGCAUGUCAAUUAACUGAACCUUCAACAAGUCAACAAGGAAACAAUUCCAGUACAUCUUCAGUCUCAAAUCCUCUUUCUGGUCAAUUAGGUGCUACUGCCACUCCACCCCAACCAACACCACAAGCAUCAUCAGCACCACUAUUACAAUCAACUCAACAAUCACUUUCUCGCAGUGACAUGUCCCAUCAAAUUGGUCAGAUGAGAGAGCUUGGAUUAACUGAUGAAAACGUUUGCCUUCAAGCUCUUAUUGCAACAAACGGAGAUGUUCAGGCUGCAGUAGAAUUAAUUUUCAGUGAAACUUUCCACUCUUAAACAAAACUUUACUGUAAAAUCACUUAUCCCAUAUUUACUAAAAAUCAUUUAUUAAAUAUUUUCAAUCAAUCAAA